Oncorhynchus masou masou (cherry salmon) is the source of this 3989-nucleotide messenger RNA. It is a transcript of the gene lmx1al, whose product is annotated as LIM homeobox transcription factor 1, alpha-like. The transcript has 8 exons. Gene Ontology annotation, biological process: regulation of transcription by RNA polymerase II; neuron differentiation. Bases 169 to 1443 code for a protein of 424 amino acids. Lineage: Eukaryota; Metazoa; Chordata; Actinopteri; Salmoniformes; Salmonidae. Gene Ontology annotation, cellular component: nucleus. The record is from RefSeq and is a predicted model, not a curated record. Gene Ontology annotation, molecular function: RNA polymerase II transcription regulatory region sequence-specific DNA binding; DNA-binding transcription factor activity, RNA polymerase II-specific.
CGAACUCCGGGCGCACAGUCCGCUUCAGAACGACGGGGAGAAAAGAGAGCACAAAAGAAUAGUUUGCCUUAACAUGAAGCUAUUUUGCUGCUAUUCUCUGUCUGGAGUUUGAAAUAGGACUAUACGACGCGUGCACAUCCACGGACCGACUAGUCUUAUGUUAUUUUAAUGCUACCGAUAGAGGUUUCGGAAGGAGUGUGUUUCACCUCAAGCGAACACGACGAAGGAAGGAGGGCCGGGAUGAAAACAGAGGAGACCCAAUCAUGUCUUCAGCAGCCUCCAGCCUCCACGCCAUUCGGUUCGGAACACAGGGGCGGAGGGGGCGAGGUGUGUGCGGGGUGUGAGUCGCCCAUUGCCGACCGCUUCCUGCUGCGUGUCAACGAGCGCUCGUGGCAUGAGACCUGCGUCAAGUGUGCGGUGUGUCUGAGUGCACUCAAUGGGACAUGCUACUGCAGAGACCGUCUGCUCUAUUGCAAGCAUGACUACGAAAAGCUGUUUGUCAGGAAGUGCAGUGCGUGCCUGCAGGUGAUUGGCCGCUCAGAGCUGAUCAUGCGUGUGCUGGGGCAGGUGUACCACCUGGGCUGUUUCAGCUGCUGUGAGUGUGAGCGCCGGCUGCAGCGCGGGGACGAGUUUGUCCUGAAGGAGGGCCAGUUGCUCUGCAGAGGAGACUACGAGAAGGAGAGAGAGAUGCUGGCUGCCAUCAGCCCCACACCCACUGAGUCAGUGAAGAGUGAGGAUGAGGAUGGUGGGGGCGGUUCUGUAGGGGGGAAGGGCGGCGAAGGGAAGGACCACAAACGGUCAAAGCGACCACGCACCAUCUUGACCACACAGCAGCGCAGAGCUUUCAAGGCCUCCUUCGAGGUGUCCUCCAAACCUUGCAGAAAGGUGAGAGAGACACUGGCAGCUGAGACCGGGUUGACAGUUCGAGUCGUGCAAGUGUGGUUCCAAAACCAGAGAGCAAAGACGGUUCGAGUGGUCAUGGAUUGGAAGGUCUGUUGGCGUACCCUUCGUUACCACGACAGCAGCUACUGGCUCUGGACCCCAACAUCUACGGAGGAGAGCCGUUCCGCCAUGGCCUCACCCCUCCUCAGCUGGGCUCUGAACAUCUUCACUCCUACGAUUCAGAGACUGUGUUCCACGAUCUGGACAGCGACGGGAGCCUCAGUCACCUCGGCGACUGUCUUCUGGCAGCGGCAGAUGGUGGGCUCCUGGCGGGGCGGGUGGGAAACCCCAUCGACCGCCUCUACUCCAUGCAGAACUCCUACUUCACAUCCUGACCCCUCACCCUUGACCCCUGACUCACUCCACCAAUCACCACUCAGAGAAGCAGCUAAUGACCGGUUAUCCUACAAGGCCCAGAAGGUCAUCAUACCAAACAUGCUUGAGCUGGGUCCAUAUCCAUAUCUGACCGGGCUUAUUGUACCUUACCAAGUAAAAUCAUAAUAGUAAACACCUGGGUCAUGUUCAGUAGGGCGGAAAACGUUGGGAGUGAAACGGGGAGGUACUACCUUCAUUUGUCCACUAAGAACACAUUUUUCCAUACCAAACACGACCCAGGUAGCCAUUUAAGAUCUCAACUAUGACUUAGGCCGUGUCCGAAGUCUGGCUUGCCCAUUACUUACUUAAACUGCAUACUGUGUACUAAUUGUAUUACAUACUAUUUUGAACGUUCGGUUUAGUACAAACGUAUGCAGUAAGCAACAAACAUCAAAGUACUACUCAUCCAUACUGAGAAGGCGUCAUCGAAUGCGCAGUUCGCUCUUGUUCCCCGCCAUUCUUACAUUUUUUGCAGAGAGCCUCCCCUAUUCUGAUAAUCAGUUGUUGUUGAACACGCGGGUGUGAAAAGACGAUGAUCUUCCUCAAUAGUGCCCAGUGAAUUCUACUUAGAUGAAAGGCCAAAAUGAGUAUGACAUCCGGGCAUUUAAAGUAUACUAGAUCUUCAAGAUUUCACAUACUAUGAAACUUUUUUUCACAUACUCAAACGGCCUACUAUUUAGGAUGCAAGUAUGGGUAUUCGGACACGGCCACACUCUUUUGCUUGAUCCCAACAUCCUCCCUGUAGCAGACAGAUGUGAAAUCCUAUUAACAACAUACUUGAUCAAAUACUCUCUCAUUUGUUUCAUAUAAGAGGGACUAUUCCAUUGGUCCGUUGCUCCAGGCAAGCUCAAAUCAAGGGCAGCUAAAAUAUUUCAAAGAAAAGAAAAUACUAUUUGAACCCAGGUCUGUCAGGUCUGUGUGUUUGUGAGUCAGAAACCUAUGUUACUUAUUAGGUUGCUAAUGAAUGGGGAGUGUUUCAUUCAUUAGCUCAGGAUCUGACCUGCUUGUUGUGCCCACACGGUUAGGGAGUCUUCUUGGCAGCAGGGUUAAGGAGCAGAGUGAAGACACAUACCAGAGAGGUUACAGCAGGCUUGGGGCAGAGCUGCCUCCAGAACAUGAUUCAACCCAAAAAGCGUUGUAUUGGAGAUGGCCACUGGUUCAUAGCGUGGAUGGGGUCAAUUCAGUCAAAUCAAAAAGUGAAUGGGAGUUCAGCCUAAAUGAAUGACUGGAAUAAAGGUACUGGGUGGAUUUGGAGGAACAUUGGAGAGAUAGAUUUCAUAAGAGGUCGAUAUGAGUUGAAGGGUGCAGAGUUGCACGCUCGAUUUGUUUGGGAAUGAGUGAAACAAGUGGGUUAGGUAACUUAGGUCUAGAGUUUGCUCUCAGGUUAGUGUGUCGGUUAGGGUUUUUAGCAAUGUUAUACGGGAAAUGAUUUACAAAUCCCUGUAACCCGAUUAGUUCACAUUAGUCAACAUAGUGAAAGGAGAUGUGUAGACCGUAGAUAACAUCAGGGUCCUAUAGAGUAGUGUUUCUCAAUCUUGGCCCUGGGGACCUAAAGGGGUGCACAUUGAAAAGAGAGCGAAAGAAGAAAGAAACAAUGUUAUGCCUGGUCUGCUUACCUUUCUGCAUGGUUCGGAGGACGCCUCGAAGGAGGCCUUGAAAGCUCUGCGCUGCUGUGUGGUCAAGAUGGUGCGUUGUCAGGUGCGAAAGGCAAAAACAAAAAUGUACCCUCCUUUUGGGGCCACAGGACCAGGAUUGAGAAACACCACUAUAAAGUAGACUAACAGGGUCAUUCAGAGAACCUUAUAAAGGAAACAGGGUUGUGUAAAGUGUAACGCUUUCAUGUAGCUCUGGCUCAGGGUUUUAUGUGGGGUUUGCUUGGGAAUGCUCAGCAUCAGCAAGCCAUUUGUAACACCCUGGAGCAAAGCUAGCGUUCGUGUAACUAUUUCUUUAAUACUGUGAAGUAUUCACUAAAAGGUGCAGGAGUUUGUCCUGGGCUGGAAAAACACUAAGCCCUAAACGAAAAUGUAGAAGUUGAAUAUUAAUUGGUGUGUAAAACAUAAGUAAAAAGUAUGUUUAGGCCCAGGAGUUUUUCCUGUUCAGGUCACGUGGUCAGGAAAACUACUGGCCCUAGCGACGAUAAACAAGUAUGUGUUCCAAUGUAAAAUAAUUGUGUUAAUAUUAUUGUUGUUACAAUGAAUACUACAGUACUACUAUAGGUAUAAUCACUGUAAUUUAUCUUUGAUCGAAAACACCUUACAAUAGACGUUGUUCAAUAUUUUGUACUCUUAUGGUUAAGUAUUUAUGUUGUAGCAUGAGCUGUGUGUGCCACACUUUCAAAAUGUAAAUAAUUAUUACUAUGAACAUAGCACUGAUGACAGUAUUUUCCUAUAGCUUAUACCCACACUGGGACCAUCUUGUGGAGUCCACUUCCUAUAUGAUUUCUCAUAAUUGACUGAUGAUAUAUAUUUUUUACAGUAUAGUAUUUACGUGGAUAUAAUUUAUUGUGUGAUACAUUUCUCUGGAAGGUAUGAGAAAUUCUUAAUCUUAGAUUCUGUCUGAAAGAUAUUGUUCCAAGUUUUUGUUCUGUGACCUCUUCCAUUGUGUACUUUUUGAGUGUAAUGUCGCGUUUCGUCAAUAUAACCUGUCAAUUCAGAGUCUGACUAAAUAUGCCU